Populus trichocarpa (black cottonwood) is the source of this 2431-nucleotide messenger RNA. Its product is annotated as leucine-rich repeat extensin-like protein 4. The record is from RefSeq and is a predicted model, not a curated record. The transcript has 2 exons. Gene Ontology annotation, molecular function: protein binding. Bases 1029 to 2276 code for a protein of 415 amino acids. NCBI's taxonomy places the organism in Eukaryota, Viridiplantae, Streptophyta, Magnoliopsida, Malpighiales, Salicaceae.
CCCCCGGCAUCUUCAAUAUCACUGAUCUUGAUUAUGCUGGCCAGCAAGACGUUCCAAAAACUUGGAAGUGUACAGCGCUCAAUUUAAUGGAAAAGAAUUUCAGUAUAUUGCUUGGUGGUGCUGGACUCGUAUGAGAUGCAGUUGCAGCAGAAAUUGAUGUGAACUUUUCCAUUUGUUAGAAGACUUGAAGUUCAUGCCACGGAGUAGUCGAAUUCUGCACUUCUUUCUUUGCGUUUUUGGUCGGGUAUAGGUUUGUCAAUCUUAUUUCCAGGAGUUAAUGCAUUGGAUCAUGCACAAUUAUCAAGCUUUCAGCACCAUCUGCAUUUGUGCUACCAUUGCCCUCAUUCUUUUGAGAGAUGAAAUCUAGCUUGGACCAGGAACUAGAGAUGGAGGUUCUUUCUCAAGGAAGCUGGAAUCAUUUCUGUAUCUUGGAAGUAUGAUAAUGUGCUGCCAUGAAUUUCUUAGGAUUUACCCCUUUUGGCUCAAGAGUCAUGACAGGUGAUUAAUCCCGUAAGUUCGAAGAAAUUCUCCUCUUUUUCUUAGGGUGGCUGAGGCUGUCUUUCUCCAGCUCCACUUGAAACAACUGCGAAAAUUACAUGGAAGGAGGCAAGUCUUUAUCGUGCGCAUCGUACUCUCUAUACCCCCAUUUUUCCAAAUUCAUAGUCUGAAACUAAUCUCCAUGUUAUUUCCUAACAUGAGGUGUGCCUUUCAUCUUCCAUUUUUUGUCUCACUCCAAGCCUCCAAAGGACAGCAUAAACUGCAGGGAUCGAGACAUGAUGUUUGGUACGCUUUGAAAUCUUCAUGCUUAUCUAGAAAUGGCCAUGUUUUAAGAUCAUAUGUUAUGGUUAACUGUCACUGUACCAGGUCAUUCUGACAUUUUCUUCAGAUGCUAUCAUCAGCAAAGAAAUCAAUGUCUUCCAUUGGACAUGAACAGCAUGAUUAAACAUAAGACUGAAAGAAGCGUUUGACAUGGAAAGUACUCCUUACAUAAACAGCCAAGAUUACUACCUUAAACCCACGAAAAUCAAAUGGCUUCGUCUCUGCUUUGUUCUAUCACAAUUCGUUCUUUACUUGUCUUGCUCUUACACCUAUCUUCCUUGUCUAACUAUCUAGCUGCAAAGCAUAACCAACAUGGCUAUCACCGCCACCGCUCACACAACCAUUCUCCAACUUCAAACCAAAGGCUCCACCAAGCUUAUAUUGCCCUCCAGGCAUGGAGAAGGGUUAUCUACUCUGAUCCAAACAACUUCACUACCAAUUGGGUUGGUCCUGAUGUAUGUAGCUAUAAAGGAAUAUACUGUGCAACUGCUACUGAUGAUCCCAAAAUUAGAGUUGUCGCAGGCAUUGACCUCAACUUUGCUGAUAUAGCAGGUUUCCUUCCCAAUGAAUUAGGCCUCCUCUCUGACUUAGCACUCAUCCAUUUGAAUAGCAACAGACUUUGUGGGAUUAUCCCACAAUCUCUAACCAACCUUUCACUUCUAUAUGAGCUUGAUGUCAGCAACAACAGAUUUGUAGGCCCUUUCCCUUCUGUUGUGCUCUCUCUUCCUAUGCUAACCUAUCUUGACCUUCGCUACAAUGAGUUUGAAGGGCCAUUACCUCCUCAGCUUUUCCAGAAAAAGAUUGAUGCGAUAUUCAUUAAUAACAAUCGAUUUACUAGUGCAGUUCCCGCUUUCUUAGGUGGAACUUCAGCUUCUGUGGUGGUCAUCGCCAACAAUAACUUCAAAGGCUGCCUGCCGCCGAGUAUAGCCAACUUGGCAGAUACUUUAGAAGAGUUGCUGCUUAUCAACACAAGCUUGACAGGUUGUUUGCCACCAGAAGUUGGGUAUCUCUACAAACUGAGGGUGUUGGAUGUAAGCCAUAACAAGAUAGUUGGUCCUAUACCUUAUAGCCUAUCAGGAUUAGCUCAUUUGGAGCAGCUAAAUUUAGCACACAAUCUGAUGACCGGGAUUGUACCUCAGGGAGUUUGUAUACUGCCAAAUUUAGCUAAUUUUACUUUCUCUUACAACUUCUUUUGUGAGGAAGAGGGAAUUUGCAUGAAUCUUACAUCUAAAGGCAUCAAGUAUGACGACCGCCGCAAUUGUUUGCCAGAGAAGCCACUCCAGAGAAGUCAGAAAGAAUGCAACGAUACACUCGAGCAUCCAGUCGACUGCUUUCAGGAAUGCUGCAUUGCCAGUGAAGGAGGCGGUGCUUUUGGUAGGGCAACUCCUUUCGCUCCUGCACUUGUGCCUGCUGCAACCCCUCUGCUGUCACCUUUUCUUGCUCCUAGCUUCCCAUAAGUAGUCUUGCAAGAUAGUAACAAUAAAACCAAAAUAAGAUCCAAAAUUUGGCCUAUAGUUACAUGUGAAUCUUCUUCUUUUUUUCUUUUUUCCUGUAAUAGAAGUUGUAUUUGAAUUUUGUACAUGUAUAUAAUCCUUGAAAAAUUUUUAUGUUA